AUGGAAAUCGUGAGGGUAAAAGCAGGUUUGCUUCUUUUUUCUCCUUUUAUGGAGGAUAUCGUAAUGAAUUCCCGGCCGAGAAGUAAUACUUCACGUGCUCCACAAGUUGCAUCGUUGCGUAGACUUCUGCAAGUCUUACGCAAGGAAAGUAUAUACAUUCGCGAAGAUAAACCUCAUCACCUCUCGUGAAUUGAAGAGAAAGUGAGUGAUUUUCAAAACAAUCUAAAACCCAAAAUGGACAAAAAAAUAUGCAGAAUCUUUUUUUUUUUUUUAAAUUGAAAAUGUGAUAAUUUUUCUUUCAAUUUGAAGAACAAAGGAGGUUUAA
Messenger RNA from Heterotrigona itama, 325 nucleotides. NCBI's taxonomy places the organism in Eukaryota, Metazoa, Arthropoda, Insecta, Hymenoptera, Apidae. The record is from the annotation of a GenBank genome assembly.